Molecule: messenger RNA, 3734 nt
Organism: Lotus japonicus
Lineage: Eukaryota; Viridiplantae; Streptophyta; Magnoliopsida; Fabales; Fabaceae
Product: protein ALTERED PHOSPHATE STARVATION RESPONSE 1
Exons: 4
Coding region: 213-2300 (695 amino acids)
Source: RefSeq, a predicted model, not a curated record
AGGAAAAACACUAUACACACUUCAAUUUCUUACUCUCUCUCUCUCUCUCACCGAAUAGAAAACGAAUCUUUUCUCUGCACUCACCACUCUCCCUCUCUCUCUUCAUUGCUCUGUCCUCUGUACUCUGCACGAACGUGUCAGUCACCAUUCAUUCACCCACAUUAUCUUCAAUUCGACGCCGUUUUGCUUCCAAACUCAAAUCUCACUCCGAAAUGGGUUGCGCUCAGUCAAGGAUAGACAACGAGGAAUCAGUAGCUCGCUGCAAGGAGCGCAAGAAUCUCAUGAAAGACGCCGUCGUUGCUCGUAACGCCUUCGCAUCCGGCCACUCCGGCUACGCCAUCUCUCUCAAAAACACCGGCGCCGCCCUCAACGACUACGCCCACGGCGAGUCCCACAUCGACCUCGAAAUCCACCCGCCUCCACCUCUCGACAACGGUUCUAGCCCUCCGCCUCCUCCUCCUAUGGAGGAUAAUCUCCCUCCGCCGCCUCCGCCGCUUCCUAACUUCUCCCCGGCAUCGCUGAAACGCGCCGCCUCCAUGCCUGCUGUGGCUCUGCAGCUCCACCGCCAGCUCUCCCCCAUCGCCAUUGCUGAAGAGGGGGAGGAGGAGGAGGAAGAGGAAGAUGGGGCGAAUGUGGACAAGCUGGUGAAGAAGAAGGGCGCUGCCGCCGACACGACGCCGGAGAAGAUGCCGGAUUCGAAGAACAACUUGGCUUGGGACUAUUUCUUCAUGGUGGAUAACAUGCCAGGACCUUCUUUGGAUGGGGAAGAUGAGAACGAAGGUGAGAAUGGACACUUGCAGGAGGAGGAAGAGGAAGAGGAAGAGGAGGAGGUUGAGCCUAAGACACCGGAAAUGGUGAAGGUGCGCCACCAUGAAGAUGAAGAUGAACAUGAAGGGGAGAUAACAGAGACGGCACACAUUGAGCAUUCCAAAACAGCACCAGCUGAUUUUAGGAGAGCAAUUAAGGUGGCUCCUUCUGUUACUCUUUUGCAGAUUCUCAAUUCCCUUGAUGAUCAUUUCUUAAGAGCUUCUGAAAGUGCUCAAGAAGUUACCAAGAUGCUUGAGGCUACUAGAUUGCAUUAUCAUUCCAAUUUUGCUGAUAAUAGGGGUCACAUUGAUCAUUCUGCUAGGGUUAUGCGCGUGAUAACUUGGAAUAGGUCAUUCAGGGGUGUGUCCAAUGGUGAUGGUGCAAAAGAUGAUGUUGAUUCAGAAGAAUUUGAAACUCAUGCUACUGUUUUGGACAAGUUGUUAGCCUGGGAAAAGAAACUUUAUGAAGAAGUGAAGCAAGGUGAGCUUAUGAAAUUCGAAUAUCAGAGAAAAGUUGCAAUUCUGAACAAGCAGAAGAAGCGUGGCGCCAGUGUCGAAUCAUUAGAAAAAACUAAAGCAGCUGUUAGUCAUUUACACACAAGAUAUAUUGUUGAUAUGCAGUCUAUGGAUUCAACAGUUUCAGAAGUCAAUCACAUCCGUGAUGCUCAGUUGUAUCCCAAACUUGUUGCUCUUGUUACUGAGAUGGCCAACAUGUGGGAAAAUAUGUGCAUACAUCAUAACAGCCAGCUGAAAAUAGUUACAGACCUCAAAUCUCUUGAUAUUUCUCAAGCUCCUAAGGAAACAACUAAGCAUCAUUAUGAGCGUACGGUGCAACUUUGGAAUGUCAUCCAAGAAUGGCAUUUACAAUUUGAGAAACUCGUGACUCAACAGAAACACUACGUCCAAGCCCUUAAUAGCUGGCUAAAGUUAAAUCUCAUUCCGAUUGAAAGCAACCUAAAAGAGAAAAUCUCAUCCCCACCAAAAGCCCAGAAUCCACCCAUCCAAGCCCUUCUUCAUGGGUGGCAUGAUUAUCUUGACAAGCUUCCGGAUGAGCUUGCAAAAUCUGCUAUAUCCUCCUUCGCUGCUGUGAUAAAGACGAUCAUAAUUCAGCAGGAGGAAGAGAUGAAGUUAAAAGAGAGAUGUGAGGAAACCAGAAAAGAAUACUUGAAGAAAAAACAGUCCUUUGAGGAAUGGUACCAGAAGCAUUUAAUGAGGAGGGGACCUGAUGAAGCAGAUCAUGAAAGAGGAGAGGAAGUGAAUACAAACAAUCCGGUCUCGGAGAAACGGUUUGUUGUUGAGAGCUUGCAGAAAAGAUUAGAAGAGGAAGUUGAAUCUCACCAAAAACUUUGUAUUCAGGUGCGAGAGAAAUCACUCCAGAGUCUCAAAACUCGGUUGCCUGAGCUCUUUAGAGCAUUGUCAGAUUACACCCAUGCUUGUGCUGAUGGUUAUGAGAAACUAAAGUCAAUCACACAGCCCCGAGUUGCUGUGGCGUGACAAUGUAAGAUAUUUUGUUCUCUUUCGAGAAGAAGUCUAUGUAUUUCAAACCUGCUUUGUCCUCCUCACACAAGAAGGCAUAGAAACUAGACAUGUAGAUUUGUCAAUCUUGUGUGAAAAUUUUGCCAUUGUUUUCUAAGUUAUAACCUUUGAUGAUGGAAGCAUAUUACUAAUAGCAUCUUUAUAUCAGCAUUUCUUUUCUCAGGAUCUAUUUGGACACCUAGAAGCUGCUAAUAAAAGUUUCUGAGCAGAAUUGAUUUUGUUGUUAGAAUCAAUUAUCGAAAGAUUUUCAAACAUGCACAAAGUGUCUGAUAUUUGUCUUAGGGUAGUUGCAGUGUAAAAUGUUAUCAAUUUAUUGGUAAACCAAGUUCAUUUAGUGUAAAAUUCAAAGGAUACUAUCAACUUGCAUUAGUUUCAACUUUGUUUUUUCAACAUGUGCAGUGGUAAAACAAUUUAAAAUCGCCAAUCAAGUUCAGCACACAAUUUGUCUGAAACUAAUGGCAGGAAAUAAUUCAAUAUGCAACUUGAGGUAGCCGAAUCAGCAUGCAUAAGCUUAUAAAAGUAGAAAAUGAGGUGAUAUAAUAGAAUUAUAAGGUCCUUAUCCAAUUAGAUUGGUAUCACUCUUCAAGAAAAAAAUAUUAUUAAUCUUAACAUUUCAUAGAACCCAAGUGAGAACAGAGGUAGACAGCGGCUAGCAAACAAUGACUAGUUCAAUGGUUUCACUUUGAAACUUCCAAAGUUUUAUUUUUCUUUUAAACAAUGACACAUGCUUGCUUUGGUUGGUGGUUGAAGCUUAAUUUCACCCCCAUCAUAUUAUUUAUAUUGGGGGAUAAGAUUAAGAAUCCACAAUUGAUCAAAGAAAGGGACUUUUCACCUUCAAAAUAUAGGUAGUUUCACAUUGGAAGAGGCUCCCUUAAAGAAGGGCCAAAAGGGGUAUAAAAAAGAAUCCUACCUUGGUUUUCUUAGCAUUUAGGUAAUGGAUAUGAAGAAGCAGUGGUUCAGUUCAAGAAGUCAAAGGAAAGAAAACAUCAGGUUUGGUCGGAGCAACACAAAACCCCACCACUACCAUGAUGAUGGCACAAGAACAGUGUGGCAGAUGCUCUGGAGAAAACUGAAAGGAGACAGGAAGAAGAAAGUGUUCAGUUCUUCUCCUGCUAGAGGUGAUGGUGUUUAUGAUGAAGAAACAUACUCAAUGAACUUUGAUCAAGGAACUGGGUGGAUGGAGCCUGAUAACAUUCCUCGUUCCUUCUCAGCUCGCUUUGCUGAUCCUUCUUGGAUCUCACCAUCAAAACUUGAUUGGUGAAAACUUGAUUGGAUCUCAUCAUCACACUUUUGUGUUUUUCUUUUUUGUGCUGUUGUGGAUAAAAAUGGCACUUAUGAUAUGUAUUAGAUAAACAUUGAUAUAUACAUAGAAAAGUUAUCAUUGAAUGAUUA